This is a messenger RNA of Cooperia oncophora, 171 nucleotides long. The record is from the annotation of a GenBank genome assembly. NCBI's taxonomy places the organism in Eukaryota, Metazoa, Nematoda, Chromadorea, Rhabditida, Trichostrongylidae.
AUGGUUUCGGAGGCAGACGUCUCAGAAAGGGUAUCUGACAAGCUGAAACCAACCCAUUUGGAAGUCAAGGAUUUUUCGGAUGGUUGCGGUGGGAAAUUCCAUAUCGUUGUUGUGUCCGAUGCGUUCAAGGGAAAGAGAGUCAUUGAAUGUCACAGGUAUAGUUGUUCUUGA